This is a messenger RNA of Lutzomyia longipalpis, 3517 nucleotides long. RefSeq lists its product as uncharacterized. Gene Ontology annotation, biological process: long-chain fatty acid metabolic process; fatty-acyl-CoA biosynthetic process. The transcript has 6 exons. NCBI's taxonomy places the organism in Eukaryota, Metazoa, Arthropoda, Insecta, Diptera, Psychodidae. Gene Ontology annotation, molecular function: long-chain fatty acid-CoA ligase activity. The record is from RefSeq and is a predicted model, not a curated record. Bases 1 to 1656 code for a protein of 551 amino acids.
AUGGAAAAGAAUAUUCUUUACGGAGGCGAAGUUCUUGAGAACUUCCCGCAAAAGUACAAAUCUUUGGGGGAAUUUUAUUACGACAAGUUGUACGAUGCUGGGAAUGAAACUGAAAUUGAUUUUUUUUGUUGGCAGAUUGAUGCAAAUUCCGGACGCAUAUUAUCCCGAAAGGAGCUUCUAGAUAAGACUGAGCGCUUGGCAGGAUAUUUAACCAAGCUUGGAAUAAAGCCGGGACAUUCAAUUGCUAUUGUUAGUGAGAAUCGUUUAGAAUUCCCUGUGGUUGUCCUUGCAGCUUUUUUUAGCGGAACUGCCCUGAAUCCUCUAAGUCCCACUUAUACGGAAAAAGAAAUCCUUCAUGCAUUCACCAUUGUUCAGCCAAGAGUUGUCUUUGUAUCUCCUGCUGUUAUGGACAAAGUCAAGGCAGUCCUUAAGAAGUUAAAUCUAAGGAGCAUCCUAAUCCAACUGGAUGAGGAUGGAAAACGUGGGAGACAAGCAUUCAACUUCAGUGACAUCAUCAAGAUCGACAGAUUGAAGCCCAAAAACAAAUUAAAACCACCAACUGUGGAUAUUGCUAAAACUGUUGCUCUCAUUCUUCUAUCCUCCGGAACUACAGGACUCCAGAAAUGCGUCCAAAUAACUCAUCUAAAUCUCCUGGCUGCUCUUUCAAGCACAAUGGAAUUAUUUGUGCACUUUGAGAGAAACAAAGAUGUGAUCCUCACAGUGAUGCCAUGGUGCCACUGUUUUGCCCUGAUGACUACGCUGAGGCUUUUGGCUUUCGGUGUAAGGAUUGUAUCCCUUCCACGAUUUGAGGAAGGAAAGUACAUAAAAGCCAUUGAGGAUUACAGUGUCUCAGUGUGUUUUGUGGCACCUCCGGUGAUGCUUUGGUUCAGCAAAGCUCCAAUUCUGGAGAAGCACAACCUCCGGACAAUCAGGGAGAUUUAUUCAGGAUCUGCUCCACUUAGCAUUGAAAUUGUCCAAAGUAUCCAGAAGCGCAUACCUAAUCUCCAAGUUGUCUACAAUGGGUACGGUUUGACGGAAACAACCACCGGAGUGCUGCAUGCAGAUUCCCGGAAAAGCAAAUCCAACAGCAUUGGGUGCCUCUGGAGGGGAAUUUGGGGGAAGGUAGUUCAUCAGGAGACCGGGGCUGUCCUGCCGCCCAAUACUCCCGGGGAAUUAUGCUUCAAGGGUGGUCAAGUAAUGCUGGGCUACAUGGGGAAUGAAGAGGAAACAAGGAAUGCAAUAGAUGCCGAUGGAUGGCUUCAUACAGGUGACAUUGGUUAUCACGAUGACGACAAGGAGUUCUUCAUUGUUGGACGAGCUAAAGAGUUGAUCAAGUACAAAGGCUUUCAAGUGCCUCCUGCUGAACUGGAGGCUCUCCUUCUGGGUCAUCCAAAGGUCAAAGAUGCUGCUGUUAUUGGACUCUCGGAUGAGGUUGCUGGGGAACUUCCAAUGGCAUUAGUUGUUAAGAAAUCAAAUAUUUCCGUGCGGGAGGAGGAGUUGAUUUAUUUUAUUGAUGGACAGGUUUCCUAUCCCAAAAAACUCCGAGGUGGCCUUAAGUUUGUAGAUGAGAUCCCAAAGAACGCAAAUGGGAAAAUUAUGAGACAGGAACUCAAGAAGAAAUAUGGGAAAAUUAAAGGAUUUUCAUCUAAACUCUAAAUUAAAUAAAUUAAUUGGGAAUUAUAGGUUCUCUAGGAGUAUUAAAAUAUUAAUGCUAUAGUAUUAAUAAUUUCAUAAUUUUCUUAAUUGAUUGACUAAUUUAUUACACGUCGCGUAACAAAUAAUUACGACGUAAUCUUCAAGCCCUUAAUGUGUUAACUAUAUGUACAAUAAAAUUUAACACUUCAAUGACCUGAGGAUGACGUCGUAAAUAUUUCUUACACACCGUGUAAUAAAAUAUCAAUCGGGUAAGAAAUACUUACCCAGUUAACUAAUGUUUCAAUGAUUUUUUGUUGAUAUAAAUAAAAUUCAAUAAAUUGUAAUUUUCGUUAUUUUUUAGUUCUUACUUAAGCUAAAUCAUUAUUUUAUUAAAUUCAAUUAAGGAAAAAAUUGAGAAUCAAUAAAUAAAAAGAUUUUAAUGAUAAACUUGUCCUAAAACACAUACGGUUGUCACAUUAUUGCCAGCCGGGAUAUUGUCUAACAAAAAAAUCCGAAAAAUUUUUUACAGAAGCGUAUAAAAAUCUAAAAUGUCUUAAAAUUACUUAAAAAGCAGGAAUUGUGUUAAAAUAAAAUAAGAAAAACAAAGAAUAAGGAUUUAUUUGAUUUUAUUUCACAUUACUUUAUAAGUAUACACUAUUUUUACAUUUUUCUCAAUAAAAGGGUUUUCCAAAAUUUUCAGUUGUUUUUUUUUUACUUUGAAAUAUCUCUAUUUACAUGGAUUUAUUCGUUACAUGCAUCUACCGGUGUACGUAAAUGGGUUGCGAAAGUUCUAAAAGUUUUUGUUUUUUAUUAUUUUUACUAAAAGAUAGACCAUUACAAAAUUUAUGUAUUGCCGUUCAUAGAAAUUUGAUAUUUUUUGUUGUUUAAAAUGCACCAUACAAAAAAGUUCUAACUCGGUUCUAACCACGUUAUGAGUUUGUUUUUUUUAAUAUGUUGUGUAUUGUAUGGGAGUACGCAUAGAUUAGGUUUUCAUGUUGAUUUUUUUUAAAUCAGCUUUUUUUUUGCAAAUUACAUUAUUAUGCAUAUCACAUCACAUUUUAUCACAGUUUUGCAAAUUUUUAAAAUUUCCUACAUUUUAUGUUACGCUUCGUAGAACAAUUUCUAAAUACACUUAAAAUGUAUAUGUAUGUUAUGUAUAUAUCCAACAAGGAUUAAAUGCUAAUUUAGGUUAGAAAAUGAAAUUAAUUUUUUUCGCAACUACAGGCUCGUUUUUUUUUGUUUUUCGUUCUUACAAAUUGCUUUCGAAACUACUUUAAAAAAAAACUUGUUUUUUGAUUAACUUUAACCACGUUUUACGUUUUUUAUCAUUUUUUUUUUAAAUUUAAUAAUAAUUAAAUUCAAUAAAUAAAGGAAUAUUUCUACCAACACGUUCACCUUUUUUUUAAAUGAUUUAUUGCAAUGCCUUAAAUUAAUAUUAAAUGAAAAUAAUAAUUUAUUGUUAAGCACACAAUUUGAUUUUUUGUUAAUUAUUUAUUUUCUUGAAUUCUUUCAAGGAUUCAUUAUUCAUGAAAAUAUUGCAAAACAGAUAGAGACUAAAAAAUAUUUAUAUCAUAUUUGAUAUGAAAUUUGAUAUUCUAAAUCAGGAUGUAUACAUAAAAGUUUUUUUUUUAGAUAUGUUUUUUGCAUAUUGUGCCAAGAGUUUUCAACAUAGAAUUAUAAUAAAUUUUAUGCUUAUAUAUUAAGGAAGAUAGAUAACUUGUAAAGAGAAUAAGGAAGUCAACAGACUAUGUGGAAGUUGAUUUCUUUUUCAUAAAUUCUUAAAACAAAAAACUUCUCCCUUUAAGAAUUUCUUUUCAAAAUUUGAUUAAUUUGUCUCGAUUAACGGUCCAAAAUUUUUAUCAAACAAAAAAGGAAAGAAAAA